Molecule: messenger RNA, 4555 nt
Organism: Cladophialophora immunda
Lineage: Eukaryota; Fungi; Ascomycota; Eurotiomycetes; Chaetothyriales; Herpotrichiellaceae
Exons: 3
Coding region: 735-3704 (989 amino acids)
Biological process (GO): peptidyl-serine phosphorylation; autophagosome organization; autophagy
Cellular component (GO): autophagosome; cytoplasm
Molecular function (GO): ATP binding; protein serine/threonine kinase activity
Source: RefSeq, a predicted model, not a curated record
UAACUUCCCUCUCUGCACGCUGCACGCUGCGCCCUGCCUGCCCUGCACCCUAUACGACUGACUGCACUCCGGACUGCCCUUCCUCCCACCCCUUCAUCUCGCUGCUUGAAUUCACCGUUACUGUAGCCUACAAUUAUUUUUUGGUCCUUCUUCAACACCUCAUCUAUCCUGUAUCCUAUCUCUCUGGCCUUUAAGCCGCAUCACGUUCUUUGUGCGUCGUGCCGGUUGUUCAGUGCUCCGCAUCCCCCCAAGUCACACGUCACUCAUCUUGUCCAACCACAGAUUUCCCCCCAGAGUCGCGCGCCCGACAACCACCACGUCCUCGCACCACCCGCCAUCCCAACCGACCAACUGAGGUCUAUCUGUGCUGUUUCAUCCAGACUCAACCAUUGCACCUUGGGCCCCUAUUUCCCCGCCGAGUCUGUGAGAGCUUCUCUGCACCGCAGUUGCGCAACCUCCCGAAAUCACGCAGCCUGCCGUCCAAUUGCGCCAUCUCCACUCCUACGAUUUGUGCCCGGUCGCCUGCUACCUGUUGACUCAAGCCAUCCAUUCAUCGGUCGUUGUCACCUUUCCAUCUCAGUCGUUCGCUUCAUCCCGAGCAAUCCAUGGGCCACCACAACCCCUUGGACCCUUCUCUUCAACGUAGAAGAUAGCCUCCGAAGCAACCUCACCUCACCUGACCAUCCACCACUGGCCCUGUUGACCGAAGUAGGUGGAGGAGGCGAAGGGAGAACAUGGCGUCCACAACCCCUCAAUCAUCCACUCCCAGGAGGUCGAGGGAGUCGGAGCGGAUAGGCAGCUUUCAGCGUCAUGAAGAGAUUGGUCGAGGCAGUUUUGCAACGGUCUACAAGGCCAUCCACACGACCAGUUCGGGGGUCCAGAGCAUCGUGGCAAUCAAGUCUGUCAAUAUGUCCAAGUUGAACAAGAAGCUGAAGGACAACCUGACGUCGGAGAUCUCGAUCCUCAAAGGCCUCCAUCAUCCCCAUAUCGUAGCCCUCAUCGACUGCAAAGAAUCGAGUGCUCACAUACAUUUGGUCAUGGAGUAUGUUGCUCUGGGUGAUCUUUCCCACUUUAUCAAGAGACGAAAUGAGAUCAAGGACAGUGACUUGGUCGGAAACAUGAUGGUCAAAUAUCCCAACCCUCGAUACGGCGGCCUUCACGAGGUGGUGGUCCGACACUUCCUAAAACAGCUCGCCAGUGCUUUGCAGUUCUUGCGAGCUAAAAAUCUCAUUCAUCGAGAUGUCAAACCCCAGAAUCUCCUACUGAACCCGUCCCCUGACUACUUCGAAAAACACAAGCCACACCCCAUGCCUUAUAAAGUUGGCGACGACUCCCUGAAUCCGGUCACCGGCAUCAAAUCAUUACCUAUGCUUAAAAUUGCAGAUUUUGGGUUUGCUCGGUCACUGCCCUCGACAGCCCUGGCGGAAACACUGUGUGGUUCGCCACUCUAUAUGGCACCAGAGAUCUUACGGUACGAGAAAUAUGGCGCAAAAGCCGAUCUUUGGUCUGUGGGAACGGUGCUUUUUGAGAUGAUGACGGCACGCCCUCCUUUCCGGGCUUCCAAUCAUGUCGAGUUACUUCGAAAGAUCGAAAAGAGCGAGGACAAGAUCAAGUUUGGGGAUGAAUACAUUAUCACCGAGGAGAUGAAGAAGCUCAUCCGGUCACUCCUUAAGAGAGAUCCCGAGGAGAGACUUUCGUUUCCCGAUUUCUUCAGCAACGAGAUCGUGGCAGGCCCCAUUCCUGGGUUGCACCCUGAGGAUAUGCCCCAAGAUCCCGUUCAACCCCAAAACGACCGUCGGCGGAACAGUCGAACUGAUCCUGUAGGGCUUGUCCGUCCAGGCUCCAGAAAGGAACCCGAAAGUCCUUAUAUUGAUUCUUCCAAGACCACAUCGGAAGAAAAUAUACCACGGCGAUAUAGUCGGCCGUUAUCCGGCACAAAGGAUCAAAUCAUCACGCAAAGAAUCACAAAUGAAGAGCUUCAAGCUACUCUGGCGUCACCCACCAGUCCAGCUGAAUGCCGUCCUGCUCUUCAUCCUCACGCCACCGCACCAGCAAGGCAAGAACUCAUUCUGCGUCCCUCGUCGGCUCCAAUGACCCGUCAGACAAGCACAGGCUCGCACAAAUUACCCCCUUCCUCGUUGCGUGGCCAAGUCUACGAUGAAGACCAGGAAGCCACCCUGCGCAAGGAACAGGAGGAAAAGGAGCGGGAGCGGGUCGCGCAGGAUAUUGCCUUUGAGCGAGACUACGUCCUGGUGGAGAAGAAGGCGGUGGAGGUCAACGCACUGGCAGAUGAGCUUGAAGCCAGUCCACGAUUGAACAGGAAUUCUCUCCAGACUGCCAUGUCCCCCAAGUCUGGAGCCAUGGUCCGCAGAGCCACAACACAGGGCGCGCCUGGCUCGGCUACGGGCGCUCAGACGAGCGCUUCUCGUGCUGUCCAGAUUGCCUCAGGGAGGAGACCAGAGUCACUUCAUCAACGGCAAAACUCCUACGAACGACGAUACGGCCCCAGCCCUAGCUCGGCAACUUCUGCGAUAUCAAAAGCUCUCAAUAUGGCGAGCGGCCGGCUGUUCGGAGUUGGAUUCUCUCCUCCCGUGAACCUGAUUCGCGGCGGCAAAUCUCCCCCAAUCACCUAUAGCCCAUUUCCUACAUAUCCUGGAGCACAGAGCAGCUUGGUCGUGAUCGGGGAUUCUAAGGGAACACCAGCCGCCGACGAAGACACGAAAUAUGUCCAGAAUGUGGAGGAAAUUGCCACGAGAAGCGACGUUGUGUAUGGCUUUGCUGAGGUCAAGUAUAAACAAUUGAUUCCUGCCGGCCCAUCACACCCAGGGCUUGGUUUGCGCAACGCAUCCGGGGAUAACGCCACCGGGGGACCAUUUGGGGCCUCUAAUGAAGAUCUCACCAUUGAAGCAGUCGUGGUCGUCGCGGAAGAAGCCUUGGUGCUCUAUGUCAAGGCAUUGGCUUUGCUCGCUAAAGGCAUGGACAUUGCAGCACGUUGGUGGGCGCGCAAGAAUCGGGCUGAGGCUACUAGCGAUAAUGUCACAUAUCGGUCCAACGCAAACUCGGCUGCUGCAGGGCAGAGGAUGAACAACGUCGUGCAAUGGAUACGGAAUCGCUUCAACGAAGUUCUCGAAAAGGCAGACCUGGUUCGUCUCAAACUCAUCGAUAGCCAGCGACGUUUGCCGGAAGAUCAUCCCAGUCAUCCGAACAAUAUUUCGUCCACAACUGCGUCGAGCGCCGGCUUAGGGACCUCGGCAGACCAGGUGGUUGUAAGCUCUGGUAUCACCGCCGAGAAGCUCAUGUAUGACCGAGCCUUGGAAAUGAGUCGAGCCGCCGCCAUCAAUGAGUUGACCAAUGAAGACUUGGCCGGGUGCGAAAUCUCGUAUGUGACAGCCAUCCGGAUGUUAGAAGCUGUUCUGGAGAACGAUGACGACAACCUGUCCAGGAACGGCAGUGGGACUAGCGACCAAGAUGAGAAAGAGGAUCUGGCUCCGAUCAAUGGAUUGGAAGCUGAGGACAGGAGGACUGUGAAAAAUUUGGUAGCGAGCAUUCGCCAACGGCUGACCAUCAUUCGGAGAAAGCUUCAAGUCAUUCAGAAGCGUGCAUCGGCACCGGCCGUUGCGUCUCCAACGAGAGCAUCUCCUCCUAUUCCACACCGUGGUAGCCACCCCAAUCCAGGGACCGCCGCUACACCUCCACGAUCAUAACCUAAUCGGGAUUCACGAAAUCAUGAAUACGUCUUUGGAGCGCUUGUUUAAAAUGAACCCGGCAACGGGGCUUGCAGAGCCAUCGUGACGGGGACAUGGUUUGGCGUAUACUUGGGCGUCUGUUUGAACUUCUCAGCCAUCAGAGAGACCUCUCAACACUUGAACCUUGUGGGUGUGGUCUCUCUUGGCUUGUAAUUAUCCUACUUGUGUUAUUUUUUUUUCCUACUCAUUUCUCGUUUUCCAAAUGUCCUCGGGCUGAGGCGAUGGUGGCAAUCAUUCUUGAACAGCGUUCGGCAACACGGAUGUGGCAUAUAUUGGCGUUUUAUACACUUUCCCCAAAUCGAACUCGGAUGAAUUGAGCAAGCUCACUCGGGCUUACGUGCAUGGGGCAGGAGGUGGUCGAGCUUUGAUCCGUCCCAGGGAGAUUUUGGACAACGGAAUGGAACAAGAUACCCGCUCACGACACGCAGAUCACGGACGACUUGAACUUUGAAGAAAAUGCGAUGAAGGCUGGCGCGAUGGUUCAAAGAAUUUCGAACGAGUUUUAUGUGGGGAUGGGAACAGGCAGGGGUUUCUGUGCGGGCGUGGGUAAUCUGGUCAUGUGUGUAUACCGGGCACUUCUGCGUUAUACUCUCCACGGUGAAAGGAAUCUAUACGGAAAGCGGCCACGAGCAUGGGCAGGAUGCCCAAGUGCUCCUUGUCUAUACGAACUGGUGGCAUCGGCUUUUUGGUGGUGGUCAUCGUGAUAUCACCGAGACAGAGCAACGAUGGCUCCAAGCUAAGAGAUCGUGAUCAAAAUCUUCAGUAUAGAGAAAAAAAGACGCCCGUGGUUUUCCCCUCUCCAAUCGUUU